Molecule: messenger RNA, 1071 nt
Organism: Marchantia polymorpha subsp. ruderalis
Lineage: Eukaryota; Viridiplantae; Streptophyta; Marchantiopsida; Marchantiales; Marchantiaceae
Source: the annotation of a GenBank genome assembly
UUUUGAAUUCCAAAUCCUGUAACGUUUCCCCAACAGCUCCAACAGCUCCAAGCCCGCUGUAACAGCUCCAAACCCAAUGCCGUUAGGUCCUCGUUACCGUGCACGCACCGCAGGGCAGCCACAAAUUUCCAACGCACUCGUUUCCUUUCUUACAUUUUCGCAUCGAGGACAAGGCUGGGACGGCGAUCGUGCAUUGCCUUCAGAUAAUGUUUCUCGGAGCGGAUUUUCUCUCUUCCCUUCUUCCAUUUUGACAUCGAGGACGACACUGCGAAAGUAAUUGUGUAUUGCUUUUUUCUCGGAGCGGGUGCUUGAGCAGCGAACGCUAGUCGGCGGCGAAUGUUUUGCAUGGGGCGAGUGGAGAGGUGCGAUUCGAACUGUGAUAGCCAGGAGACUUUACUGCUCUGCUCUAAGUUGAUUUAAGAAAGCAACAAGCUUGUUGCUGGGUAUGCAGAUAGAUAGAUGCCUGAGUCGAGAAUUUAUUUUUCUUUUAUGAUUCGCCCAUAUGGCUGGCACAUUAUCAGCAUCGAUCCAUGAUCAGAGGUAUUUGGAUCCAAAUAGAUCAGCCUCACAAUGCCUCGUCUCUCCCCUUGGAGUUGGCUUGCAGUAUUUGCAGCAUUUGAAGCAGCUCGUGAUUGGCGGUUUGAAGCUUGCACCACAAUGCACUCCGGAGCUGAGUGAGGAGAAGUAACAAUGGGUAUGGAACUAAAGUCCACACUUCGUGUACUCUAGUUUUAUAUUGUAGUUUGACGCGAUGUGUAGUUGGACAAAUGCCUCAAUAGUUUAUUGACUCGAAAUAUUAGCUCAAUAUUUCGAGGCGAGUUAUAGUAUGACAAGGGUGUACAAUCUAGAUUAUUAGAGAAUCAUGUGUAUUUUAAUUUCGGUUUGCUUUCAACAACAGAAGUUGUCGAAGCAAGUAAAGUCAAAAUAUCUUCUCUUCUCCGUAGCAUAUGAGUAGUUGGUAGGUCCGGAAUACUGGGUGAGGAAAGUUUACUCUAUCACAGUUUUAAUAAUACUCUAUCACAGUCUUAAUAAAGCAAAACGCCAAAACGCCAAUGACGUUUUGAAGAUUAA